Molecule: messenger RNA, 876 nt
Organism: Caenorhabditis elegans
Lineage: Eukaryota; Metazoa; Nematoda; Chromadorea; Rhabditida; Rhabditidae
Gene: nssp-2
Product: DUF148 domain-containing protein
Exons: 3
Coding region: 4-480 (158 amino acids)
Source: RefSeq, marked reviewed
AGAAUGUCAUCAUUGGGUACCUAUUUUUUUCUUCUCUUGGUACUACUCCUUCCCGUUUGUGCCACAUGUUACGAGGAGGAUUACAGGCCCGAAGAAGGUCUCACAGGGCACAAUGGCGUCUUUCAGGCGCUACCAUGGACGAAAUUUGAGCUAAACCUGAUAUCAUCCCUACAUGCGACCGCCAACUAUCCGGAAGUAAUGCGAUUGGUUCGAGAGAAGAUGAUAAUCUCAGAUAUUGCACCAAAUGACAGGAGGAAGAUUGAACGAAUGUUGAAGAACCUUCGGCCGCCCCCAGUUUUCGAUGAAUUCCUUACUGAGGACGAGACUGAAAAGGUCCAAAAAGCCCACAGCGAGCGGGACGUGGACUCCGUGCUGAUGGUGAUUGGCAAGAAACUCCAACAAAUGCCAAAUUUCCUUAGAGAUCAGGCUAUCAACUACCUGACAAAACACACACCGACAGUUCAACCGCCAGAAUAUUAAUCUUUGAACUUGAGACUUCGUGCCACUACCGCCAUGUAAUAACUAUGUAUAGUCUGAAAAAAAAACCUAAUUUUGUACUUCCUUCUAAUUUUUUUCUAAGAAAUUCUCUCUUGUAACGACGGGUUAGAAGAUAUAUAUUCUCCAAUUUCUCCUGCUUCUAGACAUCCUCUUUCUUCCCGAUUUAACUUUUUCAGAAAUAAUUGUAUCAUACACAUUCCCUGACUGAUCUGUUCAAAAUCUUCGAUCCCCCCUCAAUUAACGAUAUCAGCUAAUUCGAUCUCUCUCAAUUCUUGUACAUUUUGGUGUGAUUUCUUGUCAUCUGACCGCCCGUGUGGAAAACCCGGAAUCUGUGCAGCGCACAGGUUUUCGGUAAAGAAAAUGAAUAUUUGUUUUGUG